CGUUGCUAUACGCAAAUUCACUUUUUAAAUCUUCUCCGCGUCGUAGCGAUGAGCGGCCAGCCAGAUGAAACCGUGCCCGUAGAUGAUGGUCUUAACCUACGGCGUUCUCGCCGGAUCGGGUGCCUUUUUCUCUCGCCUUGUCGGUGCUGCCUAUCUGAAGACAGGAGGGAGCCGCCUGCGUAACACACGUAACACACACCGUCUUUGGCGUGCAGUACCAAGGCUGAGGAGGACGGGAGAGGUGCAGGGAUGUCGAGCCCUCUACGUACGGACUUAUUGGGGUGGGAGAGUGAGACACCUGCAACUGGAAUAAGCCGGCCGGGCUACUGUGGCACCUAAGGGUGUUGACAUUACACCGCCAGACAUAAGCCGGCGGCAUCUAACCAGA
Molecule: messenger RNA, 388 nt
Organism: Durotheca rogersii
Lineage: Eukaryota; Fungi; Ascomycota; Sordariomycetes; Xylariales; Xylariaceae
Exons: 2
Coding region: 83-313 (76 amino acids)
Source: RefSeq, a predicted model, not a curated record